Molecule: messenger RNA, 3463 nt
Organism: Neurospora hispaniola
Lineage: Eukaryota; Fungi; Ascomycota; Sordariomycetes; Sordariales; Sordariaceae
Exons: 2
Coding region: 262-3444 (1060 amino acids)
Biological process (GO): transmembrane transport
Cellular component (GO): membrane
Molecular function (GO): ATP binding; ABC-type transporter activity; ATP hydrolysis activity
Source: RefSeq, a predicted model, not a curated record
CGUUGUUGUCCUUAGUGCUGACGGGGGAAAUCCUUCGGCACCAAGAUCCCGAAGAUGGAGACACAACAGCAUUCAGUUACGAAUGAAAGCCUGCGUGCUUGUCAUUGGUACCUUACGUCGUGGUACACCAAUCCACUGCGUAAAGUACAAAACUCGCCAUGAUCUUGUGCGAAGGACCUCUGGUUUACAGCCAAAGCACACUUUCUCGUUUCAACAGAAGUCCAGACGAAAGGCUCUCUGGACAGGGUGCUGGAACCAGUAAUGGCUCACGAUAUACACCAAGAAACACCACAAGACGUGGUUGACGACGUGACGACACCCAACGAAAUCAAUCUCUUCUUCCUGGUCGACUCUAGCAUUCGCAGCGGAGUACUUCAAGACCCUUUCGUCCCAGUGGACAAUGCCGAUGGUCCACGCUUUCUCGACACAGAGGCCUGUCUUUGCCAACUUCGACCAGAACCUGUAAAGGGCGACACAGUAUGGUGGCAGUGUGUGGGAAACCAGUUCAACAUAACAGACACGGGAGGAAAGUGGUUCCAGGCCAGGAAUGUGGAUGCUCUCGAGCUCGAAGCCAACAACACUCUCGGCCCCAUCUACGAUGCAUCGUAUGCUCCAGACUCGUCACAAGGGUUCGAAUGGGAUGACAGCCAGAAACAACUUACGAUAACGGGAGAUAGGACACCGGGUCUAAAUGUGUGGGAUACCGCCUGCACAGCGGAGAACAACACCCUCUUUUCGACCACACUCUAUCGCGCGGCCGCCGAGAUUCGGGCCAACCAGACACCGGUCGAUGCGGCACCGUGCUGGAGACCCGGGGCGGUUCCUAUCCAGAUACAGGACUAUGAAAACUGGCAAGAGCAUGGAUGUAAAGAUGGGUUCCUUUGUUCAAACAACACCGUCAACUCGUUACCACAGUACUGUACUCCCAUCACCGCAUGUCAGCUUGCCAGACUAGGGGGCAUCGACUGCAAACUGAAUGGCGUCAAUAUUGGCAUGGGCCCUUUUGAGCCCGUCAUCUGCCAGGCUGGAUGGUACUGUCCUCGAGAAGAGAAGGGAAUGGUCACCCUCAAGUGUCCAUCUGGCCAUUACUGCCAGGCAGGCGCACCUACACCCACGCCAUGUGCAGUUGGGAGCAGGUGCCCAGAAGGCUCCUCCUUUGAACGUUACCUUCUUCCCAUUGUCCUGCUCCUCGUCAUAGACGUGUUUCUCAUCCUUGGGAUGAUCCAUCUCGGUAUCCGGAAGAGACACCGCAAUUCCUCCGCCGGCACCAUCCGACAAAAUCGCUUCGCAGCUGUCAUUGGUGGUUACAAGCAGGUUGAGGAGAAACGCCAUGAGGAAGUCGACUACGAUAUGGCGCUGCGGAGACGAGUCAAGCGUCAAGACACCUUUAGGGGUCUCGGCGAUCAGCUUUACGAGCAAGCGCCUCCUAUUAAUCACGGAAAGACCGUCCGUCACGAUCCUGACCCGGAAAUCUCGCCUACUAUCAAAGCCUUCGUCGACUCAAUGCGCAAAGCUACCUCUGCUUCCGAGUUUGGUCUGUCGUUUGGCUACGACCAACUGACCUUUGCACCCAAGAACAGCAAGAGGCCAAUCCUCCAGAAUGUCACUGGAUCUAUCAACAGCGGAAGCCUAACGGCAGUAAUGGGCGGUUCGGGUGCUGGCAAGUCAACCUUCAUCAACGUUCUCAUGGGCAAGACGCAGUAUACCAAAGGCAGCGUCACGGUCAACGGCAUCCCGGGAAAGCUCAAGCAGUAUAAGAAGCUGAUUGGGUACGUGCCUCAAGACGACAUUGUUUUACCUGAGUUGACUGUCUACGAGAACAUCAUGCACUCGGCCAAGAUUCGGUUGCCGCGCACCUGGAACGAUUCCGAUGUCGAAACCCACGUUAACGUUGUUGUCGACUGUCUGGAACUCUCCCACGUACGUGACAGCUUGGUCGGCAGCGUUGGAAAGCCUGUCAUCAGUGGUGGUCAGCGCAAGCGUGUGAGCAUUGGCAUGGAGUUGGCGGCUGCUCCCAUGGCCAUCUUCCUGGACGAGCCGACCUCCGGUCUCGAUGCUACUUCAGCGAGCUCCAUCAUGAGCACACUCAAGGCUCUUGGAAAACUCGGUAUUACCGUUAUUGUCAUCAUCCAUCAGCCGCGAGUGGAGAUCUUUGAGAUGUUGGACGAUAUGAUCCUCCUCGGAAAUGGACAGCUAAUAUACGAAGGACCUCAGAGUCAAGCGAAGACCUUCUUCGAACAGAUGGGUUUUGUGUUCCCUCCUGGUGCCAACUGCAGCGACGUUAUCACAGAUAUCAUCACAGGAAAUGGUCGGCGGUACAAACGGGAGGGAGAUAUAUCCAAAGAUGCUCUCAUUGCCCAAUGGGCCAAAGGCUCCAGAGUGAGCCUCCUAACUAAUGAAAGCGUGGAUAGGUUCUGGCAACCUAGUCACUCCCGAAACCCAUCUGACACGACCCUGGCCGGCAGCGAGAGCAGCGACGCCGACACAUCCCGCCACAAUCAAUCUUCUCUAAUGUCCAUCAGCAAGCUCAAAGCAGGCGCACGUAUCUCAAUGCUGUCCAUCUCCAACCCUCAGCUAUCCCGCAUUCUGAAGCAUCGCGGCGCCCCUCGUCGGCGACAAACGUUGCUAUGCCUAUUGCGCUCCAUUCUCCAGCAGUACCGCACCCGCUCCAAUUUGUGGUUUGAAAUAGGCCUUUCUACUCUUGCAGGCGUCUUGCUCGGACUCGCUCAAAAGCCAAAAAAUGGCGCCUUCUUUCGAGGCCAGUACAACAAGCCAUACGAAAUCCUGUCUCUCUCAGCAGACUAUGUUGCGGCCCCGCAGAUGGCGCUGCUCAUCACCCUAGCCAUAGGUCUUUCCAGUGCCGCGCCAGGCGUUAAGCUUUUCUCCGAGGAUAUGCUCGUGUACCGCCGCGAGGCGGAGGCUGGGCACUCUCGAGUAGCAUACUUCCUUGCAAAAACGAUCAGUGUGCUUCCAAGGAUGGCAUUGGCUUGCUUGCACUUCUCUGCUCCAUUGUUUCUGAUAAGCAUGCCUGUAAUUCCGUUCUGGACGGCAUUCUUAGCCAACUUGUUAUAUGUGUAUUGCAUCUACGGAUUGGCUAGCUGUAUGAGUAUGGUGGUGAGACGGGAGGAUGCGCCGCUGUUGGCGACGAUGUUCAGCUUGAUUGUCGGCAUCUUAAGUGGUGCGGCGCCGAGCUUGAGAGAAGCUAAAAGGUGGCAUCUUGACUGGUUGUGGAGGGCUGGGCCGGGCGUGUGGUUAGGUGAGCUGUAUUUUGGGCAGUUGGUCAGGCCGUUUGACUAUCUGUAUGAUGUCAAAAUCGCUUCCCAAGUAACGGGAUAUGAGCUGGAUCGGUUGUGGGUUAAUAUGUUGAUCAUGCUUGGCAUUGGGACGGCGUAUAGGUUGUUGGCCUUUGUAGGGCUGGUUCGAGGUGGAAAGUUGAGGGUAUAAUGGAUUUUGACUAGAAGGG